AUGCCCACAGAGUGGGAUGUUGCCAUUGUGGAAUCUGGUUACAACCUUUGCCCACCAGUGAAGCCUGGAGAAAAACCUUCAGAAACCGGCGAAGUCCACCAGCGCAAGGAGGUUUGUCGCUGGCCAUGCAGAUGCCCGCCUGUGCCAACCUGCACCCUUGGGGUAAGCUUGGUGAAGGACGGUUGUGGCUGCUGCAAGAUCUGUGCCAAGCAGUCAGGAGAGACCUGCAAUGAAGCAGACAUCUGUGAUCCCCACAAAGGCCUCUACUGCGACUACUCAGAAGACGAGCCUAGGUAUGAAACAGGCGUGUGUGCAUAUCUGGUAGCUGUAGGAUGUGAGCUCAAUGGAGUUUAUUAUCUUAAUGGGCAGACCUUCCAACCUAACCCACUUUACAAGUGCCUGUGUGUCAGUGGUGCAAUUGGAUGUACACCUGUAUUCACACCAAGAUUAGCAGCAAGUCCCUGCACCAGGGUCAUGGGCAGAAAGAAGCCCGGGCAAUCCAUCUGUGGCCCAGGACAGCACAAGCAGCUUCAAUCAACAAACUACAGACUGAUGUCAGCUUACAGAAGCUUACCACUAGUUUUGAAGAAAAAGUGCCUAGUACAGGCAACUCCCUGGACACCCUGUUCCAGGACCUGUGGCAUAGGCAUAUCCAGCAGAGUGACCAACGACAACAGGCAGUGUGAAAUGAAAAAAGAAAAGAGAUUAUGCUACAUCCGGCCUUGUCUGACCAAUACAUUGAAGACAAUAAAGAUUCCAAAAGGAAAAACAUGUCAACCGACAUUCCAGCUUCCUACGGCAGAAAAACUAUUUUUUUCCGGAUGCUCAACUACUCAAAGCUACAAAUUAACUUUCUGCGGGGUGUGCUUGGACAAGAGGUGCUGCAUACCUAAUAAGUCCAAGAUGAUCACUGUACAGUUUGAGUGUCCCAAGGAAGGCUUCUUUAAGUGGAAGAUGAUGUGGAUAACGUCUUGUGUAUGUCAGAGGAUUUGCAGUGCUCCAGGAGAUAUAUUUUCUGAACUCAAAGUUUUAUGA
Messenger RNA from Gavia stellata (red-throated loon), 1035 nucleotides. RefSeq names its product cellular communication network factor 6 (gene CCN6). Gene Ontology annotation, biological process: cell adhesion; signal transduction. NCBI's taxonomy places the organism in Eukaryota, Metazoa, Chordata, Aves, Gaviiformes, Gaviidae. The transcript is spliced from 5 exons. The coding region runs from base 1 to 1035 and encodes 344 amino acids. The record is from RefSeq and is a predicted model, not a curated record. Gene Ontology annotation, cellular component: extracellular matrix; extracellular region. Gene Ontology annotation, molecular function: integrin binding; heparin binding.